Molecule: messenger RNA, 582 nt
Organism: Adineta ricciae
Lineage: Eukaryota; Metazoa; Rotifera; Eurotatoria; Adinetida; Adinetidae
Source: the annotation of a GenBank genome assembly
AUGGACAUUGAUAUUAUCGUUCACGAAGACGACUUCGAAAGAGCCAAAACAAUAUUGAUUGAAAUCGGCUACAAAAAAGUCAUCGGCGACGGUCUUUGUAUCCGCUUCCAACAUGAAGCAUUUCUGCCCAUUGAUGUUUUGUCAUCACUUGUUUUUGGCGAUCACCCAACAGAAUCAAAUAGCAUCGAAAGUGAUGCAGAUAUUAAGUUCUGUACUCUCCCAAUAUUAGUUCUCACAAAGCUCAAGCCCAGAAAAUCCAUGUUUCGGAUCCGUCGAAUUCCUGUAGGAUCUGAUAAAAUCCUAUAUUGGAUCCGAGUAUGGGAUUGCUCGACCUGGGGGGCACAUAUUGGUCGUCCAUGUACGAAGGCAGCGAUAGCAAAGAAAAAGAUGGAUAAUGCGAAUAUAUGCAACUUGAUUCUCAUUCACGAUCUGGACGUCCACUAUGCAAAGAAUAACAACUUCGAUUGUAUUACACAACAUGUUUACGAAAAGUAUUACCAAAACCUAUACGAAGAAAUCAACUUUGAUCAUCGUGAAAAAAAAGAAAAAAAACAAGUGUAUAUGCCAAUAGAAGUCAAGUAA